This is a messenger RNA of Cucurbitaria berberidis CBS 394.84, 2590 nucleotides long. Its product is annotated as long-chain-fatty-acid-CoA ligase/ protein binding protein. Gene Ontology annotation, molecular function: long-chain fatty acid-CoA ligase activity. Gene Ontology annotation, cellular component: membrane; endoplasmic reticulum. Gene Ontology annotation, biological process: long-chain fatty acid metabolic process. The transcript has 3 exons. The coding region runs from base 294 to 2411 and encodes 705 amino acids. The record is from RefSeq and is a predicted model, not a curated record. NCBI's taxonomy places the organism in Eukaryota, Fungi, Ascomycota, Dothideomycetes, Pleosporales, Cucurbitariaceae.
ACUUUGGGCGUAGAUGACCUCUGGCUUUCUCAAAUCGUAGCUUGGCUGGAUUCACCUCUGUAUUUCCAGUCUUCAUCGCCAGCUUCUAGGUCCAAACGCUGAAGUUCGUUGUGUUUCUAGGCGGAGGAAUUUGUGGCGCGCUAAGCCCUAGAGACAUCAUCACCGUCCCUUCACGCCUUUGUCUUUCUAUACGGCAGCCCUCGUGCCAACUACGCCGCCUGCGCCACGCUCGAGACGACGCUAUCUAAAGCCUUGCACAACGCACAUAGGAGAACUCGUCAAGGACCGUCAGCAUGUUCAGAUCUUCAGACCCUCAGGUCGACAGGGCCGUGGAGCUUCACGCUCCCCCGCCAAAAGGCCAAGCCUACAGCCUUCCACUUCCCGGCACAGAAGCACAAGGGCGCAGUGCAAUUUAUCGGCAUUGGAGGUUCACAGACAAGCCUCUGCUAGAGACCCUGAUACCUGAAAUCACCACGCCCCAUGAGGCUUUCGAAAACUCAGUCGCGAGAUACCCAAGGAACAAAUGUCUCGGCCACCGCCCUUACGACCCCGUCUCGAAGACCUUCGGCGCAUACGUUUGGGAAGACUACGAGACCAUCGCGAAGCGGAGAAAGAACUUUGGUGCCGGUCUGGUGCAUCUACACAAGCAGGCUGGUGUGACGGCAGCCAAGUACGGCGUUGGGCUGUUUUGCCAGAACAGGCCUGAGUGGCAGAUCACUGAUCUGGCGUGCAUGUCCCAAAGUCUGUACACCGUCUCCAUCUACGAUACGCUCGGCCCAGAUGCUACGGAAUACAUCAUCAACCACGCCGAACUGGCGUGCGUCGUCACAGGCAUGAACCAUGUUACAGCGCUGCUGAAGUUGAAGCCACGACUUCCGACGCUAAAGGCCAUUGUUGUGCUCGAUCCCCUGUCAGCCGGAGAACUUCCGGGAGAGUCAAAGGGCGACCUGCUGAACUCGUUGGCGGGCGAGCUUGGCGUGGCUAUCCACUACAUUCGAGAUGUCGAGGCUUUGGGCGAGCAGCAGCCGAUUCCGAUGAACCCACCCAAGCCAGAUGACAUUGUCACCAUCAACUAUACUUCUGGGACCACAGGAAACCCCAAGGGCGUGGUCUUGUCUCACAGGAACGCGCACGCUGGAACAUGUUCGAGUAUGAUCAUCUUCGGUAUGGGCUCUGAUCACGUUCUUUGUUCCUUCCUGCCCCUGGCGCACAUUUAUCAGCGGUUAGGUGAGCAUGGCGCACUUGCAGGCGGUGCGGCUAUCGGCUACUUUCACGGCAAUAUUGUGGAGCUCGUCGAUGAUAUGAAGUUGCUUCGACCGACCAUCUUUUCUGGCGUCCCCAGACUUUAUAACAGGUUCGGAGCCAAGAUCAAGGAGGCGACUGUUGAUGCGACGGGCGUCAAGGGCGCCCUCUCGCGGCACGUAGUGGCAACAAAACUAGCUGCCAUCAACGACAAGCACAACCCGACCAACACACACAUGCUCUACGAUCGUAUCUGGGCCAAGAAGGUUGCCGCCGGACUCGGUCUCGACCGUGCUAGAGUGGUAGUCAGCGGCUCUGCACCCAUCGAUCCCAGCUUACAACAGUUCCUGCGUAUCGUCGUCGGAAGCAAUUUCUCGCAAGGCUAUGGUCUGACAGAAACAUAUGCCGUCACACUCAUCCAACACGAGGGUGACUUCUCAGCUGGAAACUGUGGUGGAGUAGCACCAAGUGCCGAGUGCGCGCUUCUCGACGUACCCGAUAUGGACUACCUUUCAACCGACAAGCCACAUCCUCGAGGAGAGCUGAUAAUCCGCUCAACGACGCAGUUUAAGGAGUACUUCCGCAACGACGAGGAGACUAAGAAGGCUAUCGAUGAAGAUGGCUGGUUCCACACUGGCGAUAUCUGCUCCGUCGACGAACUCGGCCGCUUCAAGAUUGUCGACCGCAGGAAGAACGUGCUCAAACUCGCCCAGGGAGAAUACAUCUCCCCCGAGCGCAUCGAGAACGUCUACCUCGCCAACUGCGGCUGGCUCGCCUCCGCCUACGUACACGGCGACUCGCAGCAGUCCUUCCUCGUCGCCAUCUUUGGCGUCGCGCCAGAUCUGUUCCCGCACUUUGCGUCCAAGGUGCUCGGCGAGAAGAUUGAGGAGGGCGACGUGGAGAAACUGAAGGAGGUACUCGGUAGCAAGAAGCUUGAGAAGGCGGUUCUGAAGGAACUAGACCGUGUGGGCAGGAAGAGCAAGUUCAACAGCUAUGAGCGGGUUAGGUCUGUGCGACUGUUUGUGGAGCCGUUUACCAUUGAGAACCAACUUCUGACGCCGACAUUGAAGUUGAAGCGUCCGCAGACCGCCAAGGCGUUCAGACAGCACCUCGAUGACUGCUACGAGGAGGCACUGGCGGAGGAGAAGACGGCCAAGUCGAAGUUGUAGCGCGCAUCAUUGCAUACCUGGCGCUCUGUCAUUUUUAAGAGAAUAUAUGCAUCUUAGCGACUUGGGUGGUUCAGUUGUUGUACCCAUUCACAGCCGGAAGUGCAUGGUCGUUCAGUGUACAUAUAGGUAGUAGAGGAGCCAAUUAGCGCAUAUAUAAUCGAAUCUUCGUAACACUUGAG